This is a messenger RNA of Durio zibethinus, 1348 nucleotides long. Its product is annotated as SNF1-related protein kinase regulatory subunit beta-1-like. The record is from RefSeq and is a predicted model, not a curated record. NCBI's taxonomy places the organism in Eukaryota, Viridiplantae, Streptophyta, Magnoliopsida, Malvales, Malvaceae. Gene Ontology annotation, molecular function: protein binding.
UAAGAUCAGCAUAUAUCCUGUCUAGAUAACCAUAUCCUCAAGCUUCGUUUGUUUUCAACAUUUUUUUCUUCAUUUUUUUAUAAGAUUGGUUGCCAACAAUUUAAUCUUUAUUCUUAUUACUUUUAAAAGAUUGCAUUGACCUUUUCUAUCAAAAUUAUGCUUUCGUCUAUUCUCAAAAGUUAUAACAUAAAAAAAAAAAAAAAGAGGACUCACGAAAUCAAUGGGAAUGGUUUUAUAUUAACGUUUGCCCUUUUAGUUUAUCCGGUGACGUGGAGUUGUUCGUCUGCAAAAAUAAGUUGUGGUCAGAACAACCGUUUCCCGGUACUUGCAGUUGAUCACGUUGUCGUUCGCAGUGUCUAUUUCCAUCUCUCUGAAGAAAAAAAUUAGACUGAAGAUAUGGGAAAUGCAAACGGAAGAGAAGACGGAGCCAACGGCGGCCUCGACGAUCUCUCUGGGAGAUCCAACAGCAUCGGGACGGUGGUUCGUGGAGCGGCUGCGGCUGCCUCAGCAGCAGCAGAAGUUCGCGUGCCAUCGUCUGAUCCAAUGGAGAGCCCUCGCCAGUCUCGACCCCCUCUUUUAUUCCCUCCUCAGGUUCCUGUAGCUCCCUUACCAAGGGGUGAUGGUCAUUCCUUUUUGAAUCAAAUUUGGCAUGAUUCUCCUGGGGUUGCUGAUAAUCCAUCUGAGAAAGGAAUCCCUGUCAUCAUUACAUGGAAUUAUGGUGGUAAUGAUGUGGCCGUGGAAGGUUCUUGGGACAACUGGAGAUCAAGGAAGACACUGCAGAGAUCUGGUAAGGACCACUCAAUUCUCUUGGUCCUUCCAUCUGGCAUAUACCAUUACAAGUUUAUUGUCGAUGGCGAAAGGAGAUAUACGCCUGAUCUGCCUUUUGUAGCUGAUGAGAUGGGCCAUGUUUGUAAUCUUCUUGAUGUUCAUGACUAUGUACCUGAAAAUCUGGAUAGCGUAACUGAGUUUGAAGCUCCAGGAUCUCCAAAUUCCAGUUAUGGUCAGGCAUUUCCAUCGGAGGAAGAUCUUGCAAAGGAGCCUGUUGUAGUUCCAUCCCAGCUGCAUCUAACUGUUCUCGAAACAGAUAACCAAGAUGGAGCAUCAUCCUCGAAGCCUCAACAUGUUGUACUCAACCACCUCUUCGUAGAGAAAGGAUGGGCAUCUCAGUCUGUUGUUGCCCUGGGAUUGACCCAUAGGUUUGAGUCCAAACACGUGACUGUUGUACUCUAUAAGCCACUCAAAAGGUAACACGUGCUUUUCCCAUGCUGUACUCUGUAAAGAAAUGAUAGGAACUUCACGUUUGUUUGUGAAGGUACCUCUGUUUUAUAGAUCUGCUUUGACACUUCAA